UAUGUAUAUGUAGUAGCAUGUGGUGAGGCCGACAGAUGCACUUCGAUGCCCCCUCGUCCUGAUGCAACUUUCCUCUCACCUUUCCCUCUGCGUACCUCGUAGACAACAAUCCUCUCUCUCUGUUGCCGUGGCCUCGCCUAUCCUCCUCAUCCACCAUGGCAGUCAAUUCACCCAUUUUCCUGAGGAUCCCUCCAGAGAUCCGCAUGAUGAUAUACGAGCAUCUUUUGGCGACCAACGAGCACAAUGCAAUUGCCAUCCGCAAUUUUCCUGAGGACAAAAAGGGCGACUAUGUGAAGCAGAAAUGCAGAACCAAAUACAACAUUGUCGACCGGACAUUCGCCCGUCGCUCAUACCAGACCACCUACUAUCGGGCAUCAAAGGCCGAGCUGGCGCCAGCCAUUCUCGCCGUGAACCGCCAGAUCAGAGAAGAGGCCUCGUGCUACCUGUACGGGAAGAACAUGUUCACAUUCGGACAUGAUCUCGAGGCUCUUGUGCCAUUCAUGGAGGAUCGCACCACAUCGACUCGGGAGCUUGUCAGGGAGAUCUCGCUGCAAAAGAAGGCCUGCGGCGGCGGCGACGUGGAAGCCGACUCGUACGCCUGGACGGGCGUUUGCCGCUACAUGAAGAGCAUGGACAGUCUCAAGAAACUUCGCGUCGUCGUUCAGGCGGGGCUGCCCACCGCCGAAUGGGAGGGACCUCGGCAGCUGAGCGUCUCUGACUUGAGGUUGUUGUAUGCAACCAAGCAUCAGAGUCUAGAAUGGGUCAGAGAAUUGGCGCAGAUCGGUGACGUCGAGUCAGUCGAGAUCGUGGCAGACAUGUCGCCCACGGCGAAGCCCGACGACAGCGCGUCCCUCAUCUCGGCUGCGUUUUCCAAUUCAAUCGAGACGUCUCUGAUUGAGUUUAUGAGGGCAGACUUGGGGGUGCCUGCGGUGAGCCCCGCAAUGGAAGCAGCCUGAGUUGCAGCUUGGAGCUCAGGGUUGGUUUUGUGUCUUCUUGUUUCCUGAGCGCUGGUGUUUGGUGUUUUAGGGUAGGCGGGACAUUUUCUGCACUGGAUAGACAUUCUGCUUGAGCUAGACAUUAGAUUCUGGGUACCUUACUAUAGACUUAUGAGACAUGUUUCGAUGA
Molecule: messenger RNA, 1125 nt
Organism: Emericellopsis atlantica
Lineage: Eukaryota; Fungi; Ascomycota; Sordariomycetes; Hypocreales; Bionectriaceae
Exons: 1
Coding region: 156-956 (266 amino acids)
Source: RefSeq, a predicted model, not a curated record